Messenger RNA from Cordyceps militaris CM01, 1833 nucleotides. Its product is annotated as Fungal transcriptional regulatory protein. The transcript has 2 exons. Bases 1 to 1833 code for a protein of 610 amino acids. Gene Ontology annotation, biological process: positive regulation of transcription by RNA polymerase II. Lineage: Eukaryota; Fungi; Ascomycota; Sordariomycetes; Hypocreales; Cordycipitaceae. Gene Ontology annotation, molecular function: DNA-binding transcription factor activity, RNA polymerase II-specific; zinc ion binding; transcription cis-regulatory region binding. Gene Ontology annotation, cellular component: nucleus. The record is from RefSeq and is a predicted model, not a curated record.
AUGAAUGCGGAUGAAGGCGAGCGGCGUCGAAAACGCUCUCGAAAGUCGCGCGGCACGGGGCUUCGGACCACCACCGGCUGCUUGACCUGUCGCAAGCGACACAAAAAAUGCGACGAAAAGCGCCCCGCGUGUGGCCCCUGCUCUGUCUCGGAUCGCCGCUGCAUAUUUCCCCGGGAUUCGGGUACCGCAUCGGCUUCGGAGACAUCGGCCCAGUGCAUGCCAAGAGGAAACUCGAGCCAGGAGCAUCAGGAAGCCGAGCCGUCGCCGACUCCGCCUACGCCUACGCCGCCUCGCGUCUCAGACGGCUUUGGCAGCCACAUUGGCCAGGCUUUGCCGACUGCUGAGGAGCAGCUCAACGUGCAGAGCGACGGUGGCUUCAUUUGCUCCCCGCAGUCCAUUUCUUCUCAGACGUGGUCGGCAAACUUUGCCUCGAUUCGCUGGCUGGACCUGCUGGCGAAUGACGCGGUACAGGCCGACAACAACUAUCCCCUGGCUACGGGGCUGUUACUUCCCGAUGGACAGACACGGGCUGCGGUUCCAGUGCAAAACAAUGCCCUUUUUGUGCAUGCUUCGCCUGCGCUACUGAAUGGCCAGGCCCAAUUGCCAGAGAACUUGGAUCCUGAAUUGGAGCGUACGGCAUGGCAAUCUGUCGGAGACGUGGUACUAUCCGCACACGAAGCCAGGCUAUUCCGUCACUUCGCCGACCGCUGCGCUUUGUGGUUAGAUGUUCUAGACCCGUAUAAGCUGUUUUCUAGCUACGCCAUACGUUUGGCGAUUCAAAAUACCGGGUUGAUGAAGGCCAUCUUGGCACUGUCUUCGAAGCAUCAGUACAGCGGCGUUGACGCUUCUGCCCGCCAGUUGCGCAUCGAUUCCGAUGGCGACUACGAAGAGGGCGAAUGGAUCCGCUACUACUACGAGACGCUUCAGUACGUGCGCGAAGCCCUCAAGUAUCCUAGCUAUUCUCACUCCGAAGAGCUUCUCGCGACUGCUCUCACGAUUUCCGUAUACGAGAUGCUUGACGAAUCUGAUGGCUCUGGUAACUGGCAGCGGCACCUUAAGGGAAUAUUUUGGAUACAACGGUCGCAAGAUGUGGAUGGUGGCUGUGGUGGUCUGCGCCAGUCAGUAUGGUGGGCUUGGCUUCGUCAAGACAUGUGGGCGGCCUUUCGUGAAUCACGAGCUUGCCUAAGCUUUUGGGUGCCCAACAAGGCCAUUCAUGAUCUGGACCAGAAUGAGCUGGCGGAUAGAGCCAUUUACAAUCUGUCGCAGGCCAUCAACUAUCGAGCGAAUGUACAAGCGGCGGCGGCGUCGCCGGACGGCGUGGACCACGCGAAGCUGAAUAAACAAAGACAUCACCUCAUCUCCAUGAUGGAGCAAUGGAAAUCUUGCCUAGGGGAUGAGUACAAAGUGUUGCCGACACCAAAGUCCGCGGCAGGCGAAGUAUUUACUCCUCUUUGGAUUCAUCCGCCCCGGUUUGGCGUCGCGCUGCAGGCACACAGCUUUGCGCAGCUUCUGUUGGCACUGCACGGUGCAAGCCCCAUGGCGGCGGGUUUUCACGGGUACUUGAAGAUGCAGAGAACUCUAUCCGAGGCAGUCAAUACGAUAUGCGGCAUCGCUCUGCAGCUUAAAGACGAGAGCUGCCAGGUCCUGUCGGCCCAGUGUCUGUAUGGGGCCGGACUCUGCGUGACUGAUGCGCAGAAGAGGGCCAAAAUUAUCACAUUAAUGGAGGAAUGUGAGAGGCGUGUCUGCUGGCCACCUAUGGCCACCUGGAGAGACGACUUACGUAGGGACUGGGAGAGAGCCGACGCGGACGAUUACAGCACGCGCGAUGACUGA